Molecule: messenger RNA, 2202 nt
Organism: Amblyraja radiata (thorny skate)
Lineage: Eukaryota; Metazoa; Chordata; Chondrichthyes; Rajiformes; Rajidae
Product: roundabout homolog 2-like
Exons: 9
Coding region: 26-1651 (541 amino acids)
Source: RefSeq, a predicted model, not a curated record
AGGUCAGGGUGACAAGUCGGCCACCAUGCUGUCGGACAGUGCGAUCUACAGCAGCAUUGACGUUACCACCAAGACCAGCUUCAACAGCCCUGGCCCCCUGAGCCAGGCCACCCCAUACGCUACCACACAGAUCCUCCACUCCAGCAGCAUCCAGGAGCUGGCCGUUGACCUGCCCGACCCCCAGUGGAAGGCCUCCAUCCAGCAGAAGUCCGACUCGCUGGGCUGUGGCUACUCGCAGCCCGACCCGGGCAAGUUCAACAACGCCCUGCUUGUCAUCCCUGACUAUCGAAUGGCUGAGGGACUGUCUAACAGAAUGCCGCACCAUCAUUCAGAGGACUUCAGCACCUCCAGCUCCCACAACAGUUCAGAACGAAGUCUCUCAGGUGGGAAAGGUGGAAAGAAAAAGAAGAAUAAGAACAGCAUGAAGCCGCACAAGAACACGGCGUCCAACUGGUCGAACGUCCCCCUGCCUCCUCCCCCCAUCCAGCCCCUCCCUGGGACCGAGCUGGAUCUCUACAUCACUGACCACCAGGAAAACGGCUACAACAGUGACGGAUGGUGUCCGGCCCCGCCGGUGAAGUCCUACCUACACCAGGGCAUGGAGGACGAGCUGGAGGAAGAUGACCGGGUCCCCACGCCCCCGGUCCGAGGGGUGGCCUCCUCACCCGCCAUCUCCUUCGGGCAGCAAUCUACCGCCACCCUCACACCCUCCCCCCGGGAGGAGCUGCAGCCCAUGCUCCAAGCCCACCUGGAUGAGAUAAGCCGGGCUUAUCACUUUGACAUCUCAAGGCAAGCGUGGCAGAUUCAGGGGAGCUCUCUUCCGCCCCAGGCGCCAGCUCUGCCUCUCGGCUACAUCUCGGGGACCCUCAUCUCAGACAUAGAGACAGACGUGCCGGAGGAGGACGAGGACGAGGAGGAGGAGGAGGAGGAGGAGGAGGAGGAGGACGAGGCGUUGGAGUUGUCGAGGCCGCUGCGGGGAAUGCUGCACACCCCUGGAUCCAGCAUUGACAACCUAGAGAGCUCGGUCACCGGUAAAGGCUAUUCUUCUUCCCAUCGGCUGAGGCCCAGCAGUCCCUUCUCUACGAACAGUAGCAUGAACGGGUCGCAGAGCCAGUGCGAGCGGACGAGGCCGUCCAUGAAACACAAGGCGGCCGUCGUCCGAGUGGAGCAGCCGGCCGUCCCACACCGGCGAGAGGCAGCGGCGGACGACCUGCCGCCACCGCCCGACCCCCCACCCUGCCAAGGUUCAAAGCUCUACUCAAGGUCAACGGGGGUGGGCGAUUCUCCGGAGAGCCUGCAGGUGCCCUGCCUGGAAGUGGACACAAGCGCAUUGGACCACCUGUUGAAGGCAUCUCUUGAAGGCCAAACCAACCAGGAGGACAUGUGGAGCAAACAGCAACACAAGCCAACGAUGGGAUCAGAAGAAGUUCUGAUCCCGUACAGCAAGCCCAGCUUCCCGUCUCCGGGCCACGUGAGUGGUCAAAGUUCGUCGGGAACGGCCUCGUCCAAGGGGUCAACUGGACCGAGGAAAGGCGUGGCGUCACGAGGCGGAACAGCGAUGGGUUCCCACCAGCGGAACGCCAGCGAGCUUGCAGACGUGGCGUAUCUCAGCUCAUGUGGGCAAGGCCACCAGCCCUUUGGGGAUGUAUAGUGAAGAAGUUACACGCCCCGGGGACUCAUCGUCGUGAAAAGCCUCGUCUGACGAGAAGGCCACGGCACUCACGUGGUGCAAAGAUCCUCUUAGAUAUUUAUUGUAUUAUGACAGGACCUGUAAAUGUGAUGUAAAGCCCACAGUCCCACAGACACACGUGUACGUAUCCUCGCCACUGCCGUCACUCUGUCCACCGCCUCCCCCGCCCCCCCCCCCCAAACCCACCCCCAACACACACACCAUGCCUGCUCUCAAUCCCUCCUCCCCCCUCCCCUCCCCCUCCGGACCCCCACCCUCUGCAACAUAGACAAAGGAAGAAUGAAGACAAAAUAGAAAUUUAAAGGGCCUGUCCCACUUUCCUGCGUUAUUCACGAGUUCUCCCGAGUUUUCAAACUCGCAGAAUGUCCGUAGCGAGUCCGUGGAUAUAUCGUAGCGGCUCGUUACACCAGCCGCGGGCACUCGGGGCAUCAGAUAAGUCGGGACGUUUUUUCCAGCCCGAUGAAAAAUGUCCACGAGUAAAAAAAUAUCCCCGCGUCCCUACGGCUGGAGUA